This is a messenger RNA of Dracunculus medinensis (Guinea worm), 510 nucleotides long. The record is from the annotation of a GenBank genome assembly. Lineage: Eukaryota; Metazoa; Nematoda; Chromadorea; Rhabditida; Dracunculidae.
AUGGAUGCCUAUUCUUAUCCACAACAGCAACAACAACAGCAACAACAGGAACAACAACAGCAAUCGCAAUCACAGCAGCAGCAACAGCAACAGCAAAUCCAAUCGAAUUUUCAAGUGCAAAGUGUUCUCAGUCCAUAUAACAAUAUUGGAAAUGAAAAUAUUCCAAGGCAGCGAAGUACAAUGCUAGAAUUUUUAGAUGACGAGGCUCGCAGAAAAUAUCGCGAAAAAAGAGACAAAAACAAUUUAGCAGCGAAAAAAUCACGAAGCAAUCGACGUGAACGUGAAAGGCAAAUGCAAUUAACAAUCGAACGUAUGUCGAAAGAAACGCAACGUUUAACGAACGAAUUAGCGCUAACUAGGCAACGUUCCGAAUACUUGGAAAGCGAAAUGAAUCGUUAUAAAGCACUAUCGUAUUCGCAGCAAGAAAUGCUAUUGAGAGACAAUUCGAAUUUUCCACCGCAACCACCACCGCCUGGUUCAUUCAUGUAUCCGCCAUUUCCACCGAUUUAA